UUCAUUGGAGUAGAAGGUGGUGGAUUUCUGCUUGUGCAUCCCCAAUCCUAAUUGUGUUGUCGCUGCAAGCGAGCUACGCUUAUCCCUCCAACGACGAAACCCUAAUCCUAAUACUAAUCCCUUUUUUUGCCAAAAGCUCGAAAUUUGCGAAUUACAGGGUAUGCAGAUGGAUGGUAAAUUCGCUAAGGAGCUGUACUCAGAAGCUUUGGAUGUUUCAAAAGUAGAAUUGAAUCCUUUAAAGAAUUCCAAUGGUUUCGAUGAUGGUGUCUGUGAGGAUGAAGAUGGAUCUUUUUCUUUUUGGGGUGGCUUGGACGAGGAUUUGGAUAAAGAUUCUGAUUUGGAUAGAGAGUGGCAAAGGAGGCAUGGCCAAUUUCACACGAUUGGUUACCGUGAUGGCCUUAUAGCUGGGAAAGAAUCCUCUUCACAAGAAGGAUUUAAUAUUGGUUUUAAGGAAUCUGUGCCCAUUGGGUACAACUUGGGUCUUGUUCGAGGGGUCACAAGUGCCUUGGCUUGCCUUCCGGAUAAGUUGAAGGAUAGGCUAUUUGAAACGCAGGAGAUAAGAGACAAGUUCGAUGAUUUCAACAAAUCUGUCCGUUCCCUUUCGACCACAGAUGCUCUUAAGCUGUUUCAUGAUGAUAUUUUGAAGAAGAAAGAAAUCCAUCAGAGUGAAGGAGCUGGGGCCAGUUCCACUUCUGAUUUACAAGAGCAAACUUCAAACUGCAGCCAUUUGGAAAAUUAUGUUGGAAAGUUUCAGUCACUUCUUCUUGAAUCUCCAGAGCUGAAGGUACGAAUAUUAAGAGACUGAUCAUUGGCUUGCAAGCACGAGUGUGUGACUAGAUAAGGGUUAUCGUGGAAAAUGACUAUGUACUGAAGUUUGCCUGCUCACUCUUUGGUGCUGAUGUUGGUAGGACUUUCCUGUGAUGAAUAACAGUUAUUCAGUUUGGGUCAUCAUUCUUUUCUGCUGGUAAUUCAUGUAUAAGUACUCUUUGCUGAUAUUUGUUGAGAUCCCUACUAUUUUCACCUUCUGUUAAAGACAUGUCCUUAGGGUUGGAGCUUAGCAAUAUAGGUAAGUAAAGAAUAUACUUUUUUUGUAACUUUACCACAUAUUUUGGUAAUUAUUUGAUGUAAAUAUAGUUGUGGAAAAAUUUAUGUUGAGUGUUAUGUUGUUUGAUUAUAUAUAUUCAGGGACCAGGAAACUUAUUCUAGACUAA
Tripterygium wilfordii is the source of this 1211-nucleotide messenger RNA. RefSeq names its product protein YAE1-like. The record is from RefSeq and is a predicted model, not a curated record. Lineage: Eukaryota; Viridiplantae; Streptophyta; Magnoliopsida; Celastrales; Celastraceae. Bases 161 to 805 code for a protein of 214 amino acids. The transcript is spliced from 5 exons.